AUGGAGAACCCGAACAGGAAGAAGAAGCGGAAGAGGAAGGGACGCGGCGGCGAGCCAGCGGCCGCCUCCUUCGGCCGCGACGUCUUCCCCAUCCUCCUCGCCGCCGUCGCCUCGCAUUCCGUGGCCGCGCUGAGCUGCGAGGUGGUGGGCGCGGCGGCGCUGCAGUCCAUGGAGGCCGACGAGCUGCUAGCAUCUGAUGGCGGAGUCGCCGGUGGCCUGGCGCGUGCGCUGGGGAGUGGCAGCCGGCGAGUUGCCGAGGCUGCCUGCAACGCCGUGAUGGACCUCUCGGCGUCUCCAGUUGGCAGGGAGCGUCUCUCGGGCUCCCUUGUUCUGCCCAGGCUAUUGUAUCUAUUUUCUCAGGUGGAAUCUAUUUCUGGGGUUGUCGGCAGCAGGAGUGAGAAGUGCCAAGCAAGGGUUUCAGACCCAAAUAAAUGGUUGUACUUGAUCACUGACGCAGUGGUGCUUAUGUUGAACUCCUGUAAAGUCGACAAGUUACGCAAUCUGCAACCUGGGCUAGUGAGAAAAGUUAUGUGUUUGUUGUAUGAAGUAUGGAGCAAAGUUCGACUCUUAGAAUCAUCAGCUGACUGCAGCAACUGGAAGGAUCAAUUUCAAAGCAGACCAUAUGAGAUAGCGGAGGCUAUUUUUAGGCUUUCGAUAGACCGUGCUUGUCCUGGUGGCCUGGAACCUGAUGAAGUCAGGAAAAGCCUGUUUGGACAAAAGGAAUCUGACUUAGAAAACUUUGUCCUUAUGUACUGGGAAAGCUCACCUUAUUUGUACAGGAGGAAACAAAGUGGUCUGGAAGGGGAUCCUGUGUUCACUGCAUUGCGUAAUGCUUUUGACCUUACAACACCUGAUGCUAUCAUUGAGUCAUUUAUACAGGGGCUUGUUUCUUGCCCUGCUAUUGCUUCGGAUGAACUCAACAUAGACUCAUUUCUCCAUGAGGUUCAUGAUUCCUUGGGUGCUUCUGUGAAGUACAGGCAAGAUGUAAGAGUCGUGAGAACCCGAGAUAAGACCUCAACAGGAUCAGGGAUCGAAGAGCAUUUCUUUGAUGAUGGAAUGGUUUUCCUGGAUGUAGCUGCAUUUGUUGACGAAUGUAAAGAGGCAGUCAAGAAUGGAUUUUCAAUUGCCUUGCGUGGCAUGGAGUUCCGGUCAGAAAAGGUUGCUGCUAUAGCUUCUGCUCUGGCUGAUCUGUUUGGUCAGCCUUCUGUUGGAGCCAAUAUAUACUUCUCACCUCCAAGAUCUCAAGGCCUGGCCCGGCAUUAUGAUGACCACUGUGUGCUUGUUUGGCAACUACUUGGGCGCAAGAAGUGGAAGAUUUGGCCCAAUACGAGGCCAAUAUUGCCUAGACUGUAUGAGCCUUUUCACCCUUUAGAUGACUUGCUGGAUGAUAGUGGUGGAAGGGUGGAAGUUUUGCAUGAAGGAGACAUAAUGUAUGUUCCUAGAGGUUGUGUCCACGAGGCUCACACUGAAGUCGAAGAUGGUGAAUCUGAAGUCAAUACAUCCGCCAACUACUCGCUUCAUUUGACCCUUGCCAUUGAAGUCGAGCCACCAUUUGAGUGGGAAGGAUUUGCACACAUUGCUCUUCACUGUUGGUUGGAGGAGCAGACACUUGGGUGUAGCUCAGGAUCUAUCAACUCCAAGUUGGAAGAACAAGCUCCAUUAUUUGCUCUCCUGCUGCAUGUGGCCAUCAGGCUCCUCUCUGACGAUGAUCCUACUCUGAGGAAGGCAUGCAUGGUCGCGGCGAAGCUCCCAUCAUUCAGCAACUCCUGUCCAACUUCUCACUCCAACUCUCUCAGAAACCGCCAUAUGUCAACCUUCAUCGAGAUACUCAACAAGAUCAAUAACACCUGCAUCCUCAAGGAGGUGCUGAGUUGGAUCGAGCUCGCGGUUAAAGGAAAGACGUACGAGCCCGUCCAGUGGAUGUCCUGGCUCCGGCAUCUCCCACGGCAGCAGCACGGAGACGCGGCAGCUCGCAGUAUCGACUUCUGCGACGUCCUGGGACCUUUCGAAGAGCUUCUCAACGUGUUCAGCUCAGAUCCUGAACAGGCCUCGGCUGACUUCACCAAUUUCAAAUCGAGGUUCUGUAGGUGUGCUGCCUACGAUGAUGCUUGCAAGAGCUUCAACAUGCUGCUCCACAUGUAUAGGACAACUAGGACUCAGUACACAAAGGGCAUGCUGGGGCUGCACGGGAGACAUAGGAGUUAG
Molecule: messenger RNA, 2205 nt
Organism: Lolium rigidum
Lineage: Eukaryota; Viridiplantae; Streptophyta; Magnoliopsida; Poales; Poaceae
Exons: 4
Coding region: 1-2205 (734 amino acids)
Cellular component (GO): nucleolus
Molecular function (GO): histone H3K36 demethylase activity; histone H3K4 demethylase activity
Source: RefSeq, a predicted model, not a curated record